This is a messenger RNA of Uncinocarpus reesii 1704, 570 nucleotides long. RefSeq lists its product as uncharacterized. The record is from RefSeq and is a predicted model, not a curated record. The transcript has a single exon. Lineage: Eukaryota; Fungi; Ascomycota; Eurotiomycetes; Onygenales; Onygenaceae. Bases 1 to 570 code for a protein of 189 amino acids.
AUGCCAAGGUGGGCGGAGUCGAGCAAUUUCGACGGGUCCAGCGGACCUCCUGGUUCUCCCAUCCAGCCGAAGUGGGAAGGGAAAAUCGCUCACUCAAUCAAGCUGCUAGGAGGCUCACGGCUCGGUUGUCUGCGUCACACAAGACGAAAAGGGAGCACUGAGCACACUGGGCUGCGACUGUUGCCAGAGGUCAAUUUGGGCGGAGUUUUUCUUGUCAGUCUUCUUGGAGGACAGGUGAAACCUUGCCUGGGGAUCGAGACGCGGGACGGAGAAUUCUCUCCACAGAAGAAAAAAGUCGGAAAUAAGUUUGUGCCAAGAAUAGUCAAACAGAUGAUCCAAAGCAGCGAGGGUGCUGCAGCGUUGGAGGAGCUCGUUCUUUGUAGUAGUCAUGUAUGUACAGUCCUGGAGAUCAACCGUGGGAAGUAUGGAAAAUGUGCUGUUCGUACAUAUGUCCAGGACAUAUACAUACAGGAUGCGUGCGGGAUUUUCACGAGCGGUCCCAGUGAUGCUUUAGACUUUGUGGACUUGGACUCUCGGCGUCGUGAUGGCAUCCCAGUCAGCGCAUCCUGA